Arabidopsis thaliana (thale cress) is the source of this 950-nucleotide messenger RNA. It is a transcript of the gene ORS1, whose product is annotated as ORGAN SIZE-like protein. Gene Ontology annotation, biological process: response to hormone; positive regulation of organ growth. Gene Ontology annotation, cellular component: membrane; cytoplasm; endoplasmic reticulum. NCBI's taxonomy places the organism in Eukaryota, Viridiplantae, Streptophyta, Magnoliopsida, Brassicales, Brassicaceae. The record is from RefSeq and is marked reviewed. The transcript has a single exon. Bases 73 to 339 code for a protein of 88 amino acids.
CAGAGACAAAGGGAGAAGGAUCUAAGACAUUUAUCAAAAACAAAAAGAGUUGAUAAACUACAGUAAUGGAAAAUGAGGGUUCAUGAUCAACGGCUGAGAUUUGAUGUCACACCCAAGCCGAUGGGUUUGAACGGAAGUUCUUUGAUCACGGCAAGAUCCGUCGCACUUCUUCUCUUUCUCUCUCUGCUUCUUCUGAUUCUGCCACCGUUCCUGCCGCCGCUUCCACCGCCUCCGGCGACACUCCUCCUCCUUCCUCUACUCCUCAUGAUUCUCCUCAUUUUCUUGGCUUUUUCUCCUUCUAAUGAGCCCAGCCUCGCCGUUGAACCUCUCGACCCCUGAUGUCGGCGACUUGCGUUGCGAACCGUCCGUACAUACAUAAUAUGCAUUACACAAAUAUGUCUAAUUGUGUCUCUAUGUGUAUGUUAUUCAGGAGCAGAUUAAGGGCUUUUAGUUUUAGUUUCGUGCAAGUAAGAUCAUGUCAUGUGAUAGAUCUCCGAGUUUUUCUUUUCAAGGAUUUCGUGUAAAUUUAGUUUUUAAUUACUUUCUAUGAGCAAUUUUAUUUUUCAAUUCAAUUCGUUUUUUCUAUUCUUGUUUUGUAGAAGAAUUUUGUUUUAUCAGCGUCACAUUAUGAAUUGUAGAAGAAUAAUUUUAAAAUGCAGUAGAAGCCUUCAUGUCACAUACGUAUUUUAUACGUAUGAGUGUGUAUCAGUGUAUGUAUAUGUUUAUCUCUAUUUCCAUAAUAAUUUGAUGGAGGAAACAUGUCGUUGGGCUUAACGCUUUGCAUGUACUGAUUUUAAACAGGUUCCCCGCCAAUGCAAUGAAGUGGCAGACUCUUUGGACAAAAUGAGUUAUCAAAGACUCUAUUUUCCAUGUUCUUUAAAUCGAUUCUUAUUCAAAAAUUAUGUAAAUUUUUCCAAAGUAUUGAAAGCAUCAUUAAUUCUUUUUUUUUU